Messenger RNA from Cygnus atratus (black swan), 1312 nucleotides. It is a transcript of the gene UBE2G1, whose product is annotated as ubiquitin conjugating enzyme E2 G1. Gene Ontology annotation, molecular function: ubiquitin conjugating enzyme activity. The transcript has 6 exons. Gene Ontology annotation, biological process: proteasome-mediated ubiquitin-dependent protein catabolic process; protein polyubiquitination. Lineage: Eukaryota; Metazoa; Chordata; Aves; Anseriformes; Anatidae. The record is from RefSeq and is a predicted model, not a curated record. The coding region runs from base 249 to 761 and encodes 170 amino acids.
GUGCAGCGAAAUUCCUGGCGGGCGGGGGGAGGAGGAGGAGGAGGAGGUGGUGGAGGAGGGCGGCUCGGAGCCACGGCCGCUCGCCCCUGGCAGGGACCCUGCGUGCUGUGGCGGCGGCCGGCGCGGAGCCAGACCCCCGGGGGGCGCCGUGCGGGCGGGCUGAGGGCCACUCGCCGCCUCCUCGGGCGCUCGCAGCACCGGGAGCCGCGCCGUCCCCGGGACUCCCUCCCCGGGCGGAGAGGGGGAGAAUGACGGAGCUCCAGUCCGCCCUGUUACUGCGGAGACAACUGGCAGAGCUCAACAAAAAUCCAGUGGAAGGCUUUUCAGCGGGCUUAAUAGAUGACAAUGAUCUUUAUCGAUGGGAAGUCCUUAUUAUUGGUCCUCCAGAUACACUAUAUGAAGGUGGUGUUUUCAAGGCUCAUCUUACUUUUCCAAAAGACUAUCCACUGAGGCCACCAAAAAUGAAGUUCAUCACAGAAAUCUGGCAUCCGAAUGUUGACAAGAAUGGUGAUGUCUGCAUUUCAAUUCUUCAUGAGCCUGGAGAAGACAAAUAUGGCUAUGAAAAACCUGAGGAACGCUGGCUUCCUAUUCACACAGUGGAAACUAUAAUGAUUAGUGUAAUUUCUAUGCUGGCAGAUCCCAAUGGUGAUUCUCCUGCUAACGUUGAUGCAGCGAAAGAAUGGAGAGAAGACAGAAAUGGAGAAUUUAAAAGAAAAGUUGCCCGCUGUGUAAGAAAAAGCCAAGAAACUGCUUUUGAGUGACACUUAUUCAGCAGCUAGUAGCUUCACUUUUUUCAGGGUCUCCAAUUGAGAAACAUGGCACUGUUUUUUUCCUGCACUCUACCCACCUAUUGCUGGACUUCUGUUGUUACGAGUUGGCAAACACUGGCUGGAACUGGGCUGCAAUAAAACAUGCCAGUUAUCAAUGCUGACAAGAGCCUAACAAGUGCCAACACAAGAUGAUUACGCAUUUUGAAAUCUAAUGAACUGCUUUAACCUUCAGGAAGAAUUGUAAAGAUGUGUACAUAGCACAACAUGAUCCGGAUAAUAUAUAUACUGUUCAUGUACAUCCACAAAUACACAUUGUACCAAAUAAUGCUGUCUGUAGUUAGGAAUAGAAUCGUGUAAAUUCUAAAGAUUUUAGCAGGUUUUUCUUUCCCUAUUCAUUGUUUCCUAUCAGUUUAAAAAAUCGAAACAACAAACAACAACUUGUGAAGCAUGUCAGACUAAAACCAAUUAGGAUUAAAGUCUUUUUUCCACUUUAAUUUUCCUUUGACCCACUGAGGCUUAAUUAAAAUCUCUUGCUUAUUGAA